This is a messenger RNA of Micropterus salmoides (largemouth bass), 1254 nucleotides long. RefSeq names its product retinol binding protein 4, plasma (gene rbp4). The record is from RefSeq and is a predicted model, not a curated record. The coding region runs from base 42 to 620 and encodes 192 amino acids. Gene Ontology annotation, biological process: retinol transport. Lineage: Eukaryota; Metazoa; Chordata; Actinopteri; Centrarchiformes; Centrarchidae. Gene Ontology annotation, molecular function: retinol binding; retinol transmembrane transporter activity. The transcript is spliced from 6 exons.
CAAGAGGACCCCUGAGAGCUGUCUACAUUUUGGGAACCAGAAUGCUGCGGUACGUUGUGGCUCUUUGCCUCCUGGCUUUCUCCUGGGCACAGGACUGCCAGGUGUCCAACAUCCAGGUCAUGCAGAACUUUAACAAGACCAGGUAUGCAGGGACAUGGUAUGCCAUAGCAAAGAAGGACCCAGAGGGUUUGUUCUUACUUGACAACAUUGUGGCCCAUUAUACUAUUGAAGACGAUGGCAAAAUGACUGCCAGUGCUAAGGGCAGAGUCAUCAUCCUCAACAACUGGGAAAUGUGUGCCGACAUGUUUGCCACCUUUGAGGAUACCCCCGACCCUGCCAAGUUCAGGAUGAAGUACUGGGGAGCGGCCUCCUACCUGCAGACUGGAAAUGAUGACCAUUGGGUGAUCGACACUGACUACGACAACUACGCCAUCCACUUCUCCUGCAGACUACAAGACUCUGACGGCACUUGCCUAGACAGCUACUCCCUCAUAUUCUCUCGCGAUUCAGCCGGCCUGAGGCCCGAGGACCAGCGAGCCGUCCACCAGAAGAAGACGGACCUCUGCCUGCUGGGCAAAUACCGACGCAUUGCACACAAUGGCUUCUGCGACAGCAGCUGAUCUGUUGACGCUCAGAAAACUUCUUUUUGAAGCACCCCUCUCUGGGACUGCGGGCCCCUCUGCUGGUCUUGGACUGAAUCCCAACAGAGUUCUCUCUAUACUGUCUUUGUCUAUCUGAACAGAUGAAGGAGCCCAUUCUUCUUUAAGAAAUAAACAAGAAAUGGCUAACUAUACACUGUCACAUUUACAUGACUAUACUGUCAAUAGAAAGGAAAGGUGACUGUUGAUGCUGGUGUGUUACUACUUUCCCAAAAUUUCACCAUUAUUAAAGGGGAUUCUGGGCCUUUUAACAUUUUAUCCACAAAAUCUAUCACAUGUUGUUGUAUGAUAACUUCAGAGUAGUGUAAAACAACCUUCCCCAAGGAAACCAGUGGAAAUUGCUCUCUGGUCCUAUCACAUCACUGAAAAACAACUUUUCAGGCCAAUGUGACAAAUGAUAAGUUGUGAAAAUCUAUUAUAAAUGAAGCUGAAGGUCUCGGCAUUAUUGUAGCUCUGGAAUAUAACCACGUUUAAUAAAACAAAAUAAAAAAAAGAGGUUAACAUGUCACUGGCUUUGCUUUUACACUGAAGGACGUGCAGUAUCUUGUAGCACAAAAGCAGAUGUUGUUAAUAAACCCAAAUACAUUCACAUUAA